Ostrinia furnacalis (Asian corn borer) is the source of this 662-nucleotide messenger RNA. RefSeq lists its product as uncharacterized. The transcript is spliced from 2 exons. The annotation marks the transcript as partial. NCBI's taxonomy places the organism in Eukaryota, Metazoa, Arthropoda, Insecta, Lepidoptera, Crambidae. The record is from RefSeq and is a predicted model, not a curated record.
AUAGUGAUCGCCAAUUAUACCCAAAUCUGAGUAUCUCAUUUAAUCCCACAGACAUAAAACCCGGUACAAUAAUCCCUUACAAGGUGACGAUAUCAAGACAAGGAAGAAAACUACUACUGAUCGGAGGGUUCAGGUUUUCCAAAGAGAAGCAGUACCGCAACGGGAAGACACGGUGGCACUGUUCGACGCAUCACAACAACCAAGUUAUAAAGUGCAAAGCGUAUGCGCACACGCUGGCUGACGUCAUAAUACGACUGAGGAACGACCAUACACACGGCUUGCCUAACUUUCUGAAGUGCGUUCGAGAUGGUGAUGUCCCGAAAAGGCAAACCGAUGAUCAAGAUUGGUGGAUACUCCUACAAGAGUGUGCCCUCGAACACUCCCAAGACACGAUGGGUGUGCUCCACACACCACAACCAAGGAUGCAGGGCUAACGUCAUCACUUUCGACAGCGAAAUUAUCAAGUCUAAUACUAAACACACUCAUGAUUUUAAUAAAACUGUUAAUUAUUACACGCCAGAUAAGUUCUAAAUUGCAAACGUGUCAGGGCAAGGGCAGCGUGGAAUGUCCACCCACAAACUAGGAAUGUUAUGGACAUGUAGUUUCGGUUAUGGAUACGGUUACGGAUAUAGGAAUAAUAUUAUACCGGUUUCGUUUACAGU